AUGUUGAAUGGAAAAAUAAACUUGUCAAAGGAUAGUUCAAGGAACGUAAAUGAGCCCAAAAAAAGGGUUCUUCGAUCAAAUAAAAGUAGUGAAAAUACUACUAAUCUGUCUUUGUUUAACUUUGAAAAUGUGAAUACCUUGAUAUUUAAACAAGAACCAAUCACGGUAUCUUCUGGCAAAUCAUACGAAGACCUCUAUAAGUCCGGAAAUGACGUUGAAGUGCCAGAGGUCUCCAAAAUAGCCAAAUGCAUUAAUUUGAAAAUCGUUGACAAUAUCUUACCCCGAAGAUCCAAGCAUUUUGAAGACCCAUUGCCUGAUAGCAUUUAUGAAGCAUUCCACAAUAGGCUGAGGAAAGAAGAAAAGUCAAUGGUAAACACUGAGCGUUCGCGAAUGUUAACAGAAGUAGAUAAUCUCAAAUCACUGUUAAUGCUUCUUGAUCUGUAUGAUUGGGAAAAAUAUUUGCCUAUGAUAACAGUAGUUAGAAAUUCCCGAGAUAUUAAUGAACUAGAGUCUAAGAAAGAGCUCACAAUAGCCGAAAUAAAGAAACUCUUACAAAAAUACGCUGAUUGGAAAAAAAGACAUGAAAAGCUCACAAAUGAAAUGAGAGCAUUUGAGAAAAAAGAGCCGAAUGACACUGAAGACCAAGAUUAUGGGAUGUCAUUGGAAGACCUUAGGUCCAAAAGAUUAUUAGAAAGAAGAAAAGAAGUUGGACCUCGAAUAAAAUUGAACCUCAACAAUGGGUAUACUCUACUCAUUGACCCAUUGGUAGCUCCAAAAAUAAUUUUGACGAAUCAAGUAGAUUCAUCUUCUAAAAUAAAUUCGCCUCUUGGUAAAGAGCAAAAUAGAUUUGCUGCAGUAAAAGAAAAUGUACUUUCAAGAAAAAGAAAAGGUCACUAUAUAAGAAGCGGAAAAGGCCAAAAAUUUAACAUCAUAAAAGCAGAGGGAAUUAAGAAUAAAGAAAAACUAGAUUUGAAGUUCGAUUUAGAAAAGGGUAUUGCAUUCGGUAAACAUUUACCAGAUUUAGGACAUUCCUACACAGACUUUGAAAUAGAUCGGCGUUGGAGACAUCAAGCAAACAAAUGGCUCGAUGAAAGAAAGAAAUUGAGGAGAAAAUUAAAAGAAGGUUGA
This is a messenger RNA of Priceomyces carsonii, 1128 nucleotides long. RefSeq lists its product as uncharacterized. Gene Ontology annotation, molecular function: histone acetyltransferase activity. Gene Ontology annotation, cellular component: SAS acetyltransferase complex. The record is from RefSeq and is a predicted model, not a curated record. Bases 1 to 1128 code for a protein of 375 amino acids. The transcript has a single exon. NCBI's taxonomy places the organism in Eukaryota, Fungi, Ascomycota, Pichiomycetes, Serinales, Debaryomycetaceae.